AGUGGUGUUUAAGAAGUUAGAAAGCAGACUCUGCUGCAUUAACAGUGCUCCAAGAAGCUUAGCUGGACAACUGAUCAGCAGAGAUGGCUUGGGAUGGAGGACUUGAGCCUAAUGGCACAGAGGGCAAAAACUUCUACAUCCCCUUGAACAACAAGACAGGACUCGUGAGGAGUCCUUUUGAAUAUCCGCAGUAUUAUUUGGCAGAUCCAUGGUUCUUCAGAUUGCUUGCUUUCUAUAUUUUUUGCCUUGUCAUUACUGGAUUCCCCAUCAACUUUCUGACACUGCUGGUCACCGCUCAAAACAAGAAGCUCCGACAACCUCUCAACUUUAUCCUGGUUAAUUUGGCAGUGGCUGGACUGAUCAUGGUCAUAUUUGGAUUCACAGUCACCAUUUUUUCUUGUGUCAAUGGCUAUUUCGCCUUGGGUCCUUUGAGCUGUGCUAUUGAAGGAUUCAUGGCUACAGUUGGAGGUCAGGUAUCUCUGUGGUCUCUUGUGGUUCUUGCUGUUGAGAGAUACAUUGUGGUCUGUAAACCCAUGGGAAGUUUCAAGUUUACAGCUACCCAUGCAGGAGUGGGUUGUGCUUUUACCUGGAUCAUGGCUUUGGCCUGUGCUGCCCCCCCAUUGUUUGGCUGGUCAAGGUACAUUCCUGAGGGAAUUCAGGUUUCCUGUGGACCUGACUACUACACUCUGGCCCCAGGAUACAACAACGAAUCUUAUGUCAUAUACAUGUUCACCUGCCACUUCUGUGUCCCUGUCUUCACCAUCUUCUUUACCUAUGGAAAUUUAGUCUUUACAGUGAAGGCCGCUGCAUCCCAACAGCAGGACUCAGCUUCUACCCAAAAAGCUGAAAAGGAAGUGACACGCAUGUGCAUCCUGAUGGUUUUCGGCUUCCUCUUGGCCUGGACCCCAUAUGCUUCCUUUGCUGCAUGGAUCUUCUUCAACAAGGGAGCUGCAUUCACAGCCACAGCCAUGGCUAUCCCUGCUUUCUUCUCAAAGAGCUCAGCAUUGUUCAACCCCAUCAUCUACAUCCUCAUGAACAAACAGUUUCGUAACUGCAUGCUUUCAACAGUUGGAAUGGGUGGUAUGGUUGAAGAUGAGACCUCAGUAUCAACCAGCAAGACAGAAGUCUCCUCCGUUUCUUAAAAAUACUACCUACAUAUCUCCAGCCAUACUCCUUCCUGACUUUUCUCUCAUUCCGAAUGACUGUCUUGACAUGGGCAUGAGAAAAUGGAUACAAGUUCAUUUUUAUCUGCAGGAUUUUACUGUAAUUGUUCCUUACUAUUGUAUGUGAAAACUUGAUUCUAAGUUUUUUUUUUUUUUUGAUGGGAUAAGAAUCCCCAUUGUAUAUUUGUGACAUAAAGAGGUUUUCGUAGCUUCUGUCAUGAUAUUCUGUUUAUAUUUUAUAAACAAAAGCCUAGGAAUAAUAUAUUAAAUGCA
This is a messenger RNA of Haplochromis burtoni (Burton's mouthbrooder), 1436 nucleotides long. Its product is annotated as green-sensitive opsin. Gene Ontology annotation, cellular component: membrane; photoreceptor outer segment. The transcript has 5 exons. Gene Ontology annotation, molecular function: G protein-coupled receptor activity. The record is from RefSeq and is a predicted model, not a curated record. Gene Ontology annotation, biological process: visual perception; G protein-coupled receptor signaling pathway; phototransduction. The coding region runs from base 84 to 1142 and encodes 352 amino acids. NCBI's taxonomy places the organism in Eukaryota, Metazoa, Chordata, Actinopteri, Cichliformes, Cichlidae.